AUGGCAUCGCGUCGAAAUAACGCGCAGGAUGGCACACAGCGCACACGAACAAUCUCUACAAAUACAUCGACGCGUCAAAAACACAUUUUCCAGCCCGUAGAAGACGCGCAGCCCACGCCAGCAGCGACAUCGACACCCACCGCAAGCCUUGGUCCCAAACGAUCCGCAACGGCGAUGGGAAGUAACUCUGUUGUAUCGUCUACUGGGCCAGGUAUUGGGCUCACAAGAACAGCGACGUUGCCAGGCCUCGAAGCAGAGUCCAACAUCCAAGUGGUCGUCCGUUGCCGCGGAAGAUCCGCAAGGGAGAAGAGCGAGGGAUCUGCAAACAUUGUACACAUCGAGGGCACGAUGUCAAACGAAGUCGUCAUCCAAACCGCCGCAGCAAAAACGGAAUUGGGCGUGACUACUCCGGCGGCGACAAAGACGUAUCCAUUUGAUCGCGUAUUUGGCCACGCUGCUGAUCAAGCAAUGGUCUAUUCCGAGGUUGUGAAGCCCAUGCUCGAAGAGGUGCUGCUGGGAUACAAUUGCACGCUCUUUGCGUAUGGUCAAACGGGCACAGGCAAAACAUAUACCAUGCAAGGCGACCUCACCCCCUCGAUAUCUGGCGGUCCAUCCGCAGGCGCAGGCAUGAUCCCGCGUGUUUUGUCAAACUUAUUCGCGCAUCUCGAAGCAAACGUACCAGACUACAGCGUCAAAGUCACAUACGUCGAGCUCUACAAUGAAGAGCUCCGCGACCUUCUCUCACCCUCCCUCAGUGCUCCUCUCGGCUCCGAGCAGCCCAUGAGCAAAGGCACCGGUUCAUCCGCCGGACAAUACAGCUCUCAGGCCCAAGCUGCCGGCAAUAAUCGCGACCCCGGUCCCAAGAUUUUCGAAGACGCGCGUGGAGGCGUGUUCAUCCAAGGGCUAGAAGAAUCCUAUGUCCGAAACGCACAUGAAGCAAUCGAACAAUUACGAAAAGGGAGCCACCGUAGACAGAUUGCCGCGACAAAGUUUAACGACCAUUCAAGUCGCAGUCACAGCGUCUUCACCGUGACGGUGCAUACAAAGAUGAAGGAGACGGGUGCGAGUGGGAGCGCUGGGGGUGUAGCGGGUGAAGACUAUAUCCGCACAGGAAAGCUAAAUCUUGUCGAUCUCGCUGGCUCGGAGAACAUUGGCAGGAGCGGUGCGGAGAAUAUGCGUGCGAGAGAAGCGGGGAAUAUCAACAUGAGCCUGUUAGCCCUCGGGAGGGUUAUCAAUGCUCUCGUCGCAAAGCACGCUCACAUUCCAUACCGUGAAUCAAAGCUUACACGACUAUUGCAAGACUCGCUCGGUGGCAAGACCAAGACGUGCAUCAUCGCUACUAUAUCACCUGCGCAGUCGAACCUAGAGGAGACAUUUUCGACCCUAGACUAUGCGCUCAAGGCCAAGAGCAUUAGCAACAAACCUGAAGUCAACCAAAAAAUGACGCGUAACUCGCUCCUGAAGGAAUACAUUGGCCUAAUCGAGUGUCUCAAGGCGGAUCUACUGGCCGCUCGAGAGAAGAAUGGCAUCUACAUGUCCAAGGAGAGCUGGGAUGACAUGUCCAAGGAGCAAAGCGCACUGCGACAAGCCCACAUCGACGCCAAGCAACAAUGCGACGACCUCGAAGCGCAAAUACGGAUCAUUCGCGAAGAGCUCACCGAGUCUCUCGGAAUGCUCAUGAAGCGAGACGGCGAACUCGCUAACACGAAGAAGACGCUGGAAAAGACGGCAGCCGAUCUAGAAGCCACGACAGAGGAACUCGCUACGACGACGCAGAUGCAUGUGGAAGAAAAGGUCCUUCGAGAGGCACAUGCUGAAACGGAGGAACAACUCGAUUCUGUGGCGCGUGGCUUACGGAAUGUGGCUUCGGAGAGCGUUGCGGAUGUGCGUGGGCUUUGGGAAAAGGUUGAGCGCAAGGAACGUGUACGUGCGCAAAAUGCUGGUGCUGUUCGAAAUCAUGCGGAUGUUCUCGCAGAGGGAACGGAUGCUCUCGCGGCUGGUUUGGCGGAAUUUGUCGGUGUUCAGGCGAAGAUUACCGGCUCGAUGCGGAGUCGAAUGGAGGAUUUUAGAGAGAGCGAGUUGCAGUCGUUGAACGCGUUUUCUUCCCAAGUCAAGACGUCUAUCGAGUCGCUCAACGAGGCGAUACGAGCUAUUGGUCUCAACGAAAAGGAGGGGUCGGCUUCGAUGGAUCACCUACAGCAGUUGGUACAAACGACUUCGGAUACUAUCCAAAACAGCUUCGAGACUUGGGCAGGAGGACUGAAGAAGCAAUGCACGACGCUUGUAGAGGAACUUCAAGGAGUCAUUAGUGAUAAUUGUCAAGCGGCGGAAACGGCGAUGCAAACUUCUGCGGACACGUACAAAAUGCUCGUCGAUGAGACGGUGACGCAUCUCAAGCGCGAAAAGGAACUUGUCGGUGAAGCAAGAGAUCUUGUACAAGAAGCCGUUAGCUCCGAGGUCAAGCGAUUAAACGAACAAAAUACUCUCCUCCGCCAAAUGCUCGAGUCAGAGGAGCGCAAGACAUUGGAGCUCCAAGAGGACCUUCUUUCCAACAUGUCUUCCCUCGUCAAGCGUUUCGUUUCGAGCCGUACGGAAAGCCUCCAUGCCGCGGGUCAAAAGGUGCAAGGCGUUGUCCGAAAGGGAGCCAAGGAGAUGGAAUCAUUUGGCAAGCAACACGGACGUGCAGUAGACGACGUCCUUCGUCACGGGGACCGGGUCGUCCAAGAAGUCUCGGACAAGGCGCAACGAGGUCGUGCCGCAGGUGAAGAUGCGCUCCGCGCUGUUCGUGCCGUGGAUUCCAAGGCACGACUUUCGGCUCGUGAUAUGCGUGAUGGUCUAGAAGGAAGGAUUGAUGGUCAGCUUGAGGAACUCAGGAAGCAGAAGGAGACUCUUAGCAAAGGCGCUGCUACAGGGUUUGAGCAAGCUAGGCAAACGAAACGGGCUAGGGUAGCUCUCACGGAAAGCAUGAGCGCCGAGCUUCAACAAGGAUACCGGGACCUUCAAAGCGGGCUAUCGUCGACGACCAAUAAUGCCAGCCAGACCAUACUCAAGUUGCUGGACGAGGAAACGUCUCUCCGACAGACCACGCAGUCAUACAAGGCCAAUACACAAAAGCAACUCGGCAGUCUGCGACAAGCCACCCGUGCGCUCGUGGAAAGCGGCACACGUGACGACACUCCAACUGGAACCACGCCUCGGAAACGUACAUGGGACUACGAUGACGAGUGGGAGCGAACCAAGAGUCGUGAAGCUGUCCUUCGAGAGUGGGCCGUCCGACAACAACUUCAAGAGCAGGCCAAACGCGACGAGGUGCAACGACAGCGUCUCAGCAACGCCUCUUCUCGACCCACCGAGUCUCCAGACGUUGUGGAGACGGCAUCCGCCGCUUCCGAAGAGGCGACGCCUGUGCGUGUCGAGGAGCCUCUCAAGAGGCCAGAGAGUGAAGUCGAGGCCGAUGACGAAGUUGAUGCUGUUAUUGUCGCAGCAGAGAUUAAUGCUCGGCCGCCACCGCCACCUUAUUCGACUAUCUCCAAGGUACCCGGUCCCGCUCCCUCUGCAAGUACGACUCGUACCUCGUCGCGGCAGAGUCCCAUGGGCACCUCUCAAUUGCCCUCCCGACCUCCGUCAAAAAUUGGCAGUAUGCCACGAACCGUCAGUGGUAAGGCUGCUCAGCCUUUGGUGGAGCGAGCGAAUGUCGGAACUCGUACAAAGCGGGUUCGAUGA
Serendipita indica DSM 11827 is the source of this 3723-nucleotide messenger RNA. The record is from the annotation of a GenBank genome assembly. NCBI's taxonomy places the organism in Eukaryota, Fungi, Basidiomycota, Agaricomycetes, Sebacinales, Serendipitaceae.